AUGUCGCGCUACUUGACCCCCGCCAAAAUUGGGCUCCUCGCCCUCAUCGACAUCUACGUCUCAGGGACCGUCCCCACCGAUGCGACAGUCCCUGUGCUGCACUUCAUUGCCUUGCACCUCAUCGAUAAUGUCAGGCCAGCCAAUGGACCUCAAACCGAUCGAAGGGAUUCUUCUUCGUCAACGGCACCUCCAUCAGCAACAUCAUCUUCGGCGUCCUCAGAACGAUGGCAAAAGGCCGAAAGCGUGGCGGCCAUCGUGGCCUCUAUUCACGAAUUCGAAAAAGUCCUUUCGCCGUUUAGCGCCGCCAUCUCCCUCCCAGGCCGCGGAUUGUGGGAUGCAUUCCUCAAGAAGCUAUGGCGCAUCGAUUCUUUGGACGGCCUACAUCGCUUCUUUGGCGAGGAACUGCAGCGUCUGCUCGCCCUCACCAAGGAGGAACGCCGCGUCCUAACCGAGCAGGGCAGGGAGCUGCCGUCAGACGAUGCGGUACGCCUCUCAAGAAAUUCACCCUUUGGCACUUUUGUGCGACGGGCUCAGCUGGAAUUUUCUCGCUUGUCCUUCCAGAAGGCAGCAGAGCUCUGGGCAGCGUUUGUCAAAUACAGGCAGCCGACAGCACACUACUGGCGCAAGAGAAAUCCGGGAAUCGAUGGCUUCUCUUUUGAUAGUGUGCUCCUUGCAGGCCAGCAUGACUGGGGUACUGGCACCGGAGAUAUUGUCGAUGUUGUCUAUGGCGACCUCAAGGAGAAAGCCGGUUCCAAGGAAGUACCAAUCAGCACCGACGAUAUAGAGUCUCUAAUCGAGUUUCAGGUUAACCAAAUGCAGAAGUACGGCUGUCGUAUUCAUCCUGACGUUCGUUCCAAGUUCACUGAGCUUGUUCAAGGCGAGGUUCUUGUGCCAAGCUUGUCACAUUAUCUUAGCUUUCUGGAGGCCUGGAGGUCGGGUGACUACCCAACGUCUUUCGAUUAUCUGCAUCGAUACUUCGACUAUACAAUGCAAAACAGAGAUCGUCUAUUUUACCAAUAUGCGCUGCUCAACCUCGCCGUCUUACAAGCCGACUUUGGAUGCUUUGAAGAAGCACUGUCUGCCAUGUUGGAGACAGUAACCACAGCCCGUGAGAACAGAGACAAUGCCUGUCUUAACUUCGCACUCAAUUGGCUUUUCCAGUUUGGUAAAUCACAUCCAAACCUUGUACGUGAUCUCGAAAAAGGUAGCAUGCUCGGCCUCGGCAAAGAAACCCUUGUCUUUCUUCGCGUCAAGGCCAAGGAGGUUGGUAGCUGGACGCUAUGGAGUGCUGCCUUGCUUAGCGAGGCAAAAUUGGCUCUCACUAGCGGCGAGAGCAUUGCAACAGCUGCCGAGUACAUGGCGCGAUCCUCUCGUCUUGUCGUGGCCCACAAUCUCAAGAUGUGCAUCGGGUCCCAGCUCUCCCUGCAGAUUGCCCUAUGGGACCGGCUGGGGUGUUCAGUGCUAUCUCGCAUGAUGUGUGAGGUUUACCUAUGCGCACAUUCUCGCGACGCCGUCUUUGAAGAUGAGCUCAAAAUUACUUGCAGGUUAGCGGGCAUACUGGCCGGACGUGGACGUUACGAUGAAGCAAUGGAUCGUUUGGAAUCCAUUGACCGCGACGCGCUGCGUGCGUGGAAAGCGGGCCAGUACUGGCACCGCUAUCGUGCACUCAUCAAACUCCGGCGCGAACUGCACCGCAAGGAGCAAACUGCCUCGGAUCACCUGCUAAACCAGCUGCUACAAUCUCGGCCUGACGACUUUGAGCCUGACUUGGCUUAUAUAGUCGAAACAUUGCACGUGGAGAACCUUGUUCGCAAGAAUGAGCUACAAGCAGCACUGAAAAAGAUCAACGACCAGAUCGCUGAGCAUCGCGACCAGGGCCGUGAUGUAGGUCUGCGCGUCAGGUUGCUAAUCGUCAAGGCGAACCUAUACGAACGCGCAGGUCGCCCUCAAAAAGGUUUUACGCUCGCGGUACGUGCUGCUUCGGCAGCGUGGCGCGCCAGGCUGCUGCCCGCGCUGUGGCUGGCUCUGAGCACGCUUUCAAAUAUACUGGUUGCGCUGGGCGAGUUUGCCGAGGCCGCAAGGCUGCUGCACCAAGUGAUACCACGGGCGCUCGAGUGUGACGCUUCCUUCAUGGCCGGGAUUCUAUACUCAGUUCUCGGUGACGCCAACAUGGGGCUUGCCGGUAGGCUGUCUGAGGAAGCACUCAUGGUCAUGAACAGUCUAACGCCCCGGGCGCUCAAGAGGACAUCAGAUAUACCUAUGGGAAUGGAUGACACCACGCCCGCCCCGAUAUCAUUAUUAUCGGCGGCAGUGGCCGCCGCAGCAAUCCAGAGCAAAGAUGGCAAUACCCCACCAACCGCAGCGCAGCGCAUGAUGGAGUACAUGACGCAGGCCACCGAGGCGUUUGAAAGCGCGUACGGUCACUUUGCUGCGAUUGAGGACCUUGAGAAGCAGUGCGAAAUGCGUGCAAAGCAGGCGGCGGUGAUGCGGGCCGUGGGAGAUAACGACAGGGCAGAGGACUAUGCUGCCAAGUAUCUCGCAUUGCGUAGAUGUGGGGUUGCAUCCCCGUCUGCGAGGGCGUGA
Pyricularia grisea is the source of this 2583-nucleotide messenger RNA. RefSeq lists its product as uncharacterized. NCBI's taxonomy places the organism in Eukaryota, Fungi, Ascomycota, Sordariomycetes, Magnaporthales, Pyriculariaceae. The record is from RefSeq and is a predicted model, not a curated record. The transcript has 3 exons. Gene Ontology annotation, cellular component: anaphase-promoting complex. Gene Ontology annotation, biological process: anaphase-promoting complex-dependent catabolic process; protein K11-linked ubiquitination; positive regulation of mitotic metaphase/anaphase transition. Bases 1 to 2583 code for a protein of 860 amino acids. Gene Ontology annotation, molecular function: protein binding.